Exophiala bonariae is the source of this 1554-nucleotide messenger RNA. RefSeq lists its product as uncharacterized. The coding region runs from base 1 to 1554 and encodes 517 amino acids. Lineage: Eukaryota; Fungi; Ascomycota; Eurotiomycetes; Chaetothyriales; Herpotrichiellaceae. The transcript is spliced from 3 exons. Gene Ontology annotation, biological process: transmembrane transport. The record is from RefSeq and is a predicted model, not a curated record. Gene Ontology annotation, cellular component: membrane. Gene Ontology annotation, molecular function: transmembrane transporter activity.
AUGGCUAAGAGCGAUCUGGCCCCCCAGCACGUCGAAGAUUUUGAGAAGAGAGAGCAUUUGUCAGCAGAAGGUGACUUGCACCUGGAUAUCAAGAAUACGGCGGUUGUAGCAGCGCGCGAUGAUACCCAUCAAUUUGAACAAUCAACGCUUGUUGACACCUCUGCGGAGAAGCACUUGCGCCGCAAAAUCGAUCGCUAUGUUGGAAUCAACGUCUUCCUCAUAUAUCUCUGCUGUUUCCUUGAUCGUGUCAAUAUUGGCAAUGCGAGACUUGCCGGACUGGAAUCUGACCUACAUAUGAAGCGAUGGGAUUUCAACACGGCGCUAUGCAUGUUCUUCGUGGCUUAUAUCCUCUUUGAGUUCCCUUGCACCUUCAUUUGCAAGAUAAUCGGCCCCGGAUGGUUCCUUCCAGGUGCAACAUUUCUAUUUGGUCUCUUCACCCUCGCAAUGGCCUUUGUCGAAAACAAAGGCGCUGCGUAUGCUGUCAGAUUCUUGCUUGGAAUGGCAGAGUCUGGAAUGGUUCCUAGUAUUGCAUACUACCUCUCACGGUGGUAUCGAAAGAAUGAGCUUGUAGUUCGUAUUUCUUUUUACAUGGUUGCGGGCCCACUCUCAGGAGCUUUUGGCGGCUUACUAGCAUCGGGAAUUCUAUCCCUUGAUCAUUUCGGCAGCCUCAAGCGGUGGCGCAUGAUAUUUGCCAUCGAGGGUAUCAUCACCAUGGCUAUUGGUUUUAUCGCCUUCUUCACAAUCACCAAUGAGCCUCACACAGCUCGGUGGCUGAACCAGGAUGAAAGAGCUCUGGCUAUCAGCCGGCUCCAGAAUGAAAGGCUGGCGGCCACCGAACUCAUCGAUAAAUGGAAUCGUACGAAGAUUCUUCGUGGAAUCACUUCUCCAGUACAGAUUUCGAACAUGUUCAUUUUCCUGUUCGUGGGCAUAUCCGUGCAGGGAAUUGCUGUUUUCCUUCCCACUGUCGUUGCGACCAUCUACCCACAUACCUCGAUUGUUCAUCAGCAGCUUUAUACAGUCCCACCGUAUAUAGUCGGAGUCGCAACCGUUCUAAUAUUGCCUGCCAUCAGCACCAGAGUGCAUCAAAGGCAGAUUUUCCUGUGUUUGACUGCUCCUGUGUGUGUAGCAGGGUAUGCCAUUUUUCUUGGUACAUCCGUUGAGCAAGCAUCAGCACGCUAUGGAGCGAUAUUUCUCCUCACUGCCGCCGCCAUGCCAUUUGGUAUCUUCUGCAAUGCCCAAGCCGCUGCGAAUGCCAUGUCCGACUCCUCACGUAACUCAGCAAUAGCCCUCGCCAAUUUGGGCGGGAAUAUUGGCGGUCUCAUUGCGACCUGGACAUAUCUUCCAGCCGACGCCCCAGCCUACCGAAUCGGUGCUGGCAUCAAUCUGACUACUUCGGCGUUGAUCUUUUUGAUUGCUACUGCUACACUAUUAUACAUGAAGUGGGAUAACCGACGCAGAGAACAACGAGAUAGCGCUGCCGAAUUGACUGGCUUGUCUCAGGAAACGAUCCAGAAUCUUGAAUGGAAACACCCAGAAUUUAGGUGGAGUGUUUGA